Fusarium sp. VM40 is the source of this 474-nucleotide messenger RNA. Lineage: Eukaryota; Fungi; Ascomycota; Sordariomycetes; Hypocreales; Nectriaceae. The record is from the annotation of a GenBank genome assembly.
AUGUGUCGACACACAAGUCCCAAGACAAUUUGCGGUGCAGACCAAAAGUUCUAUGCCGACAAACUACAAGGCAAGAAACGCUUCCGCCUCUUUCUCUGCAAACAUACAGAGGCAGACAUUGUCGAAGUGAUUUCCCACAACUGGAUGUCUCCCAGAGCCCUUGCCAAAUUCUGCGGUUUGGAAUUUGGUCGUGAUGUGCUUGGGAGAAUCCUGCUCAACAAAUUCAUGACGCAGGUGAAGUUUCUCUACGGCAGGUUAAAGAAAGGCCUGCCUCUUCUGAGACAGGACGAAGUCAAGGAUACUCAUGCGAGUGGCCUUGGGGAACAGGAGGAGACUUUUAUGAGACAGACGGUCGAUAAAGGCCACAAGGUCAUGACUGCUUCUCAGGUUCAGAUACAUCAGCAGGUUGUGAAUGAGAGUUCGGAUGGUCUUGAUGACCUGGCUGCUCUUAUGGGGCUCAAAAUGAAUCUGUAG